AUGGCCCCUGGGCCGGCCUUUACCCAGGCCUGCUCUAGAGAGACCCGUCUGAACACUCAGAUUUACAGCCACUGUAUUAAUUAUCCUUUGUCCUCUGUUUCACUCACAGGGUCAGAGCGGGGACAGGAGGAAGAAAGGGGAAGGAGCGGACAGGAGGAAGAAAGGGGAAGGAGCGGACAGGAGGAAGAAAGGGGAAGGAGCGGACAGGAGGAAGAAAGGGGAAGGAGCGGACAGGAGGAAGAAAGGGGAAGGAGCGGACAGGAGGAAGAAAGGGGAAGGAGCGGACAGGAGGAAGAAAGGGGAAGGAUCGGACAGGAGGAAGAAAGGGGAAGGAGCGGACAGGAGGAAGAAAGGGGAGGGAGCGGACAGGAGGAAGAAAGGGGAGGGAGCGGACAGGAGGAAGAAAGGGGAAGGAGCGGACAGGAGGAAGAAAGGGGAAGGAGCGGACAGGAGGAAGAAAGGGGAAGGAGCGGACAGGAGGAAGAAAGGGGAAGGAGCGGACAGGAGGAAGAAAGGGGAAGGAGCGGACAGGAGGAAGAAAGGGGAAGGAGCGGACAGGAGGAAGAAAAGGGAAGGAGCGGACAGGAGGAAGAAAGGGGAAGGAGCGGACAGGAGGAAGAAAGGGGAAGGAGCGGACAGGAGGAAGAAAGGGGAAGGAGCGGACAGGAGGAAGAAAAGGGAAGGAGCGGACAGGAGGAAGUAAAGGGAAGGAGCGGACAGGAGGACGAAAAGGGAAGGAGCGGACAGGAGGAAGAAAGGGGAAGGAGCGGACAGGAGGAAGAAAGGGGAAGGAGCGGACAGGAGGAAGAAAGGGGAAGGAGCGGACAGGAGGAAGAAAGGGGAAGGAGCGGACAGGAGGAAGAAAGGGGAAGGAGCGGACAGGAGGAAGAAAGAGGAAGGAGCGGACAGGAGGAAGAAAGAGGAAGGAGCGGACAGGAGGAAGAAAGGGGAAGGAGCGGACAGGAGGAAGAAAGGGGAAGGAGCGGACAGGAGGAAGAAAGGGGAAGGAGCGGACAGGAGGAAGAAAGGGGAAGGAGCGGACAGGAGGAAGAAAGGGGAAGGAGCGGACAGGAGGAAGAAAGAGGAAGGAGCGGACAGGAGGAAGAAAGGGGAAGGAGCGGACAGGAGGAAGAAAGAGGAAGGAGCGGACAGGAGGAAGAAAGGGGAAGGAGCGGACAGGAGGAAGAAAGGGGAAGGAGCGGACAGGAGGAAGAAAGGGGAAGGAGCGGACAGGAGGAAGAAAGAGGAAGGAGCGGACAGGAGGAAGAAAGAGGAAGGAGCGGACAGGAGGAAGAAAGGGGAAGGAGCGGACAGGAGGAAGAAAGGGGAAGAAGCGGACAGGAGGAAGAAAGGGGAAGGAGCGGACAGGAGGAAGAAAGGGGAAGGAGCGGACAGGAGGAAGAAAGGGGAAGGAGCGGACAGGAGGAAGAAAGAGGAAGGAGCGGACAGGAGGAAGAAAGGGGAAGGAGCGGACAGGAGGAAGAAAGGGGAAGGAGCGGACAUAGCAGAUCCUACUGA
Messenger RNA from Salvelinus fontinalis (brook trout), 1518 nucleotides. Its product is annotated as fibril-forming collagen alpha chain-like. The record is from RefSeq and is a predicted model, not a curated record. Bases 1 to 1518 code for a protein of 505 amino acids. NCBI's taxonomy places the organism in Eukaryota, Metazoa, Chordata, Actinopteri, Salmoniformes, Salmonidae. The transcript has a single exon.